AUGCCUGCAAUUUUCUUAACAGCUAUUCUGAUAAAUAAGUUUGGCAGAAAGCCCCUAGCUAUUGGGCCACAAUGGUUCACUUGGGUAUUUUGCAUUGUAGGGAGCUUGUUAAAAGGCUAUGGAACAUGGAAGGUUGUCGGAAUUGCUUGUGGUAUUCUGGGAAUUUUUGGCAUGGCCAGAACUUAUAAUCUGUUGUUUGUUUAUAUGGCGGAGCUUGUUCCUACUUUUGUAAGAAAUGCAGCGCUAAGGUGCGCUACUCAGGCUGCCCAAAUGGGAGCCAUAUUAUCACCAUUCGUGGUGGUGAUGGGCGGAGGAAUACCCUUUGUGGUGUUCGGGGCUUGUGGGAUUGCAGGAGGAAUUCUAGCAUUUUACUUGCCGGAAACUUUAAACAAGCCUUUGUAUGACACAAUAGCCGGAAUGCAAGAUGAAGAAAGCUCGAGUAUGGUUGUUUAA
Fraxinus pennsylvanica is the source of this 453-nucleotide messenger RNA. NCBI's taxonomy places the organism in Eukaryota, Viridiplantae, Streptophyta, Magnoliopsida, Lamiales, Oleaceae. The record is from the annotation of a GenBank genome assembly.